This is a messenger RNA of Penicillium arizonense, 1626 nucleotides long. RefSeq names its product alpha-amylase. The transcript is spliced from 2 exons. The record is from RefSeq and is a predicted model, not a curated record. Bases 1 to 1626 code for a protein of 541 amino acids. Gene Ontology annotation, biological process: carbohydrate catabolic process. NCBI's taxonomy places the organism in Eukaryota, Fungi, Ascomycota, Eurotiomycetes, Eurotiales, Aspergillaceae. Gene Ontology annotation, molecular function: alpha-amylase activity; calcium ion binding.
AUGUCAUUCCUACUGGCCCUGCUGGGUCUGGUCACGUUGACCUCCGCCGCAUCCACGGCAGACUGGAAGCCAAGGGCCGUGUACCAGACCAUGACAGACCGGUUUGCUCGCACAGAUAACUCAACAACUUCCCCUUGCAGCACUAAGGAUGGGCUGUACUGCGGAGGCACGUGGAGGGGGACGAUUAACCAACUCGACUAUAUCGAAGGAAUGGGCUUCGAUGCCGUCAUGAUCUCCCCUAUCAUCGACAAUAUCAAAGGUCGAGUGUCGUAUGGUGAGGCCUACCAUGGAUACUGGCCGUUGAACUUCGACGCUCUCAACGCACGCUUCGGUACACACCAAGAUCUGCUCGAUCUCAGUGAUGCACUUCAUGCACGUGGCAUGUAUCUGAUGAUGGAUACGGUGAUCAACAACAUGGCCCAAAUCAUCCCCAACGGCACCGACCCGAACAAGGAAGUCGACUACACAGUCUUCAACCCUUUCAAUAACAAGGACUACUUCCACCCUUACUGCAAGAUUACGGACUGGAACAACUUCACAGAUGCACAAAACUGUCAAACUGGUGAUCUCAACGUCCCACUCCCGGAUCUCUACACGGAGCACGAAGAUGUCCAAAACCUUCUCAUCGACUGGGCCAAAAAGGCCAUCAAGACAUAUUCCAUUGACGGUCUCCGUAUUGACGCCGCCAAGCACGUCGACUCCGGAUUCCUCACGAGGUUCUGCAAGAAUGUCGGCGUAUUCAGUACUGGAGAGGUUCUCGAAGGUGCCGUGGAUAUCAUCUCGCAUUACCAGGCAGAAUACAUUGGUAGUAUGCCAAACUACCCGAUCUACUUCCAAAUGCUGCAGGCUUUUACGAUGGGAAACACAAGCGCGUUAGCCCUCGAGGUGGAGGCCAUGAAGCAGUCUUGCCCGGACGUCAACGCCCUUGUAUCCUUCUCUGAGAACCACGACAAACCUCGCAUUGGCAGCAUGUCCAAUGAUACGGCGACGGCCAAAAACAUCCUGGUCUUCACACUCCUCUUCGACGGGAUCCCCAUGAUCUACCAAGGCCAAGAGCAGCACUUCAAAGGAGGCGACCCACCCGAGGAUCGAGAAGCCGUCUGGCUCUCGGGAUACAAUACCGACGCUGAGCUCUAUCAGCUAAUCGCCAAACUUAACAAGCUCCGCAAGCACAUCUACUCACUCGGCAGUGACUACUUUGACCAAACAACACGCCCUGUCUACCAGGGCGCAAGUGAGCUCGCAUUCUUGAAAGGUGUCGAAGGUCGACAAGUCAUCAUGAUGCUCUCAACCCAAGGCUCAAACAGUGGCGCCUACCAAGUGGAUUUGAAGAACAGCUAUAACGCCGGUACCAGCGUCAUGGAAAUCCUGAACUGCAAAACCUACACGCCCGAUAAUUAUGGCUCCUUGAAAGUGGACAUGGACAAGGGCGAGCCCCGAGUGUUCUGGCCCGUGAAAUACAUGGAAGGCAGUGGUCUCUGUGGUUACAACUCUAAAAACAUUACCUUGGCCCAGUUGAAGAAUGCCGCAUCAUCUUCUGCUUCUUCGGUUUUUGCACCUACCACCAGAGCCACAGUUUCGGUCACUCUUUGUCUGGCAUUAACGAGCAUUGUCACGAUCCUUUGA